AUGGGUUAUCAAGGGAGCGGAUUUAUUCACGCUUGCCUUGGCUCUACGCAACCUCCCGACUCCGUUCAUGGGCCAUGUCAGGUCUGCCAUCUGACCGUGUCCCCGUCGUCUAGAACACCUCAUGUACCACCACCAGGAGACCAGAUGGCCCCGGCUACCACACGACAAUUGGCCUGUCUGGGAGGUCCCAUCUCACUGGCCUUCUGUGCUUCUGCUGCAAUGCUCGGCUACCUGCCAUGUCCGCAGAGCAUGUCGGGUCUACCAACCAGCUAUUCACCUCCGCCUUCGAAGGCGGCCGCCAAAUUGGUCAAUCAUCUCCUUGGUCCAAUGGAUGCUUUCUCGAACCAGCCCUGCAGCAAUUCGGGCAAGAACCAACCGGGACGCAACCUAAAUGGGAUUUUGACGUAUACACCAAGCUUAGAUAUGGGUCUAGAGCGCUCAGACAGGCUUGAUGAGAAGAAUGCUGGCGACAAAAACCCCAAAGCAACCGGUUCCAUCAGUAUAUCAUCACUUCCGAUGCGACUUUUUUACUCUGUGAACCGACGAGUUGCGGUCUCCCGGCAUCACCACCAGCAACAACAACACCAAAGUCACCGCCACCGCCACCAUCGUCUGCCUGAAAAGCAGCUCAUCACUGAAAGCGAACCUUCUGCCAGCACAACAAACAGCCUCGGUCAUCGAGAUCGUGUAAGAGGUGAGUCGGUCUUGACGAUUCGUUCUUCUCCAGCCUCCUUUGUACUUCGAUUCCGGUCUGGAAAGUUUACACGAGGUCCGAAUGGCAGGCAGAUUCCGUCCAAAAUAGACGAAUGGUCGACAGCCUCCGUUGCACCGUUAGAACCGUUGCUACCCUGCGAUCGGGUCCAUUCGGCCCGUACCGACUUUGAUCGGGCCGUCACUAAGCCAGAGGUUCGUGAGGACUCUGGUAACCUAGGCCCCUGGACUGAGACCUGUCAAAAAGGAAGCCAUAGCAGGAAUAAGUGCCAACACCCUAACAGGGACGGAGUGAUGGGUCGAAGUCAUGAAACCGCUGGUGGAGUUGGACACGAGGCUGCCGCCGAACGGACCAGCAAAGGGCUUGUCGGUGGCGAAGGUGAGGCUACAGGAAGUGAAGAUUGUACGUGUGUUGACGGAAGUGGUGGGAGCAGUGGCAGCGGAGGAGAUGGGGGAGGCGGCUCCGAAACAGGCACAGGAGGCAUCAGUGGCAAUUUCGCAGGUGGUGGUGCUGAUGGUGUUGGGAAUGGCGGUGACUCUGGAGCUGGCGGAAGUGGAGGAGGAGAAGGAAGCGGAGGAGUAGAAGGAGGGGGAGGAGGGGGAGGAUCAGGAGCAGGAGGAGGUGAGCGAGGAAGCGGAGGAGGAGGGGGAGCAGCAGGAGGAGCAGGAGAAGGAGGAGGAGGAGGAGAAAGAGGAGGAGAAGGAGAAGGUGGAGAAGAGGGGGGAAGAGCAGGAGGAGGAGAAGAAAGAGGG
This is a messenger RNA of Protopolystoma xenopodis, 1464 nucleotides long. NCBI's taxonomy places the organism in Eukaryota, Metazoa, Platyhelminthes, Monogenea, Polystomatidea, Polystomatidae. The record is from the annotation of a GenBank genome assembly.